Messenger RNA from Cooperia oncophora, 507 nucleotides. The record is from the annotation of a GenBank genome assembly. NCBI's taxonomy places the organism in Eukaryota, Metazoa, Nematoda, Chromadorea, Rhabditida, Trichostrongylidae.
AUGAUAUUGCAGUUGCGAACGCUCAGUGACGCGAUGAUGGACACACUCCUUCUGAUGUGGAGUUCGGCUGGUGGAGUUAACGGACAGAGAUUUAAUCCUGAAUGUCAGAAAAUCCGCCAGGCUGUUUUGGAUGUCAUAACCCCUACUUUGUUCCACGAGAAGACCCUGACGGCACUCAUUCGUCACAUGCUGUCUCGCGGACGUAAAAGACCUCAUCUGUUUGCUGCCACCCUCAGUCUCAUGCUGAAUCUUGCUCCGUGGGCUCCGCCACUAGCGAUCACAAAAAGUGAAGUGCCGUCGUGGAAGGAUGUGGUUAUUGGGCAUCGCCAGCGUGUGAACAGAUUCGUCCAUGCCUUUUUCGCUUGUGAGGAAAGAUAUGACUUUGCCGAGAUUCUCCUUUCAUCAUCCCCAUACAUUGCUGAAUUGUCGUUGAAGUUCGUCGAUCGGAUGUGUCGCCUUGAUCGGAGACUUGCUCAAGAUCUGGCAGGGUUCGUUGCAAGAGUUUAA